UCCAACGUCUUUUCAUAGUGUGCGGUAUCAAUCAGCGAUAAGAUAUAUUUCUUAUAUGCAUGUGUACAUACAAACCCACAGAGCAUACAUACACCUAAGCCAAUGAAAAGUAUAUGUUCCACUAAUUGGGUUAAAAAAUAUUGUGAUUAUCUCAGAUGUGUGUGAAGUUGGCUUUAAUGUAUUUAAUUUUAAGUUAUGCACUUACAAAUAUCAAUUCCAUCAAAAUAUGCUGCAAUCCUCAAUCAAUAUUAUACAAAAUCCGUGGAUCGAAUAACUUAACUACUUAUAAUUGCACUCAUACCAUCGAAAGUCUAAAUGAAACAGACAAUGCAAACAGAAUUGACUUGCUCGGGAUAACAGAAAGUCCACACGGCUAUGGCUUAGAUAAAAUUGAUGAAACAGUUGGCCAUACGGAGUUACUACAAUGUGCGCAUACUGGUUAUUCAAAUGUGUCCCUAUUGACUGAAAUAUCACUUAAGGUAUUACCAAAAUCAUGCCUUAUUAUUAUAGACAGCAAUAGUCUUGUUAGUCUAACAUGUAAAUCGAAAAAUGAUGAUAAGUUGCAAAGUAUUGGUAUUAUAAAUAAAUGCUGUGCGCAUGGAUACACCUUUGCCACAGAAGUAAACAAAUGCUAUUUACAAGAGCCCGACUACAAUAAAUACUCUUCCCUUUUUGAUAAACCAGUGAUUUUUGUCGAUAAUUCGUUCGUGUGUCCCAAGAACAAAGUUUUAAUUGAAUAUGUGUUAACGGCGGAAGCAAUUGCCAUAAGGAAUGAAAGUAUUUUACUCAAAGAACAUAAAAGAUCAUUUAAUAAAAGUGAAUUUUGCAUUGAAGCUAUUGAAAUGCUGAAUAAAAACGAAAGUUCUCAAAUCAAAACUACUCAACAAUUUAUAGUUCGUACUUGUCAACAAUUAAAAAUUUGUGAUUCGAUACCUUGUGUUCGUAAGUGUUGUGUCGAUGGCGAAAUCUAUUCUAAAGGAAAUUUGACUACUUCCUGCAGAAAAGAUGAAUAUGAUUUUCAGUUUCAUAGUCUUAAUAAUAUGAAUACCAGCGGCGCUUUUUCCAAACCGUCAGUAUUUGGAGUCUUAACUGGACUAGAGUGCCCAAAGUUUCGUUUGGAUCCAGAGUCUUUUUCGGAUGAGUUCCAUGUAAUAAGUUCAACUACAGGAUCGUUGCUCAUUACUAGCACAAAUAAAAUUUACUCCAACAGUCAAUAUUGCAUUGAGAAAAUAAAAAAUGCUUCAUCCGCAGACCAAAAGUUGUACACAUUCUUGUGCUUUGACGGCAAAGUAGUGAGCAAUGAUCGCAUACGAUUUAGAAUGUACCCAGUUGGCCUUUUAAUAUCCUGCUGCUUUUAUGUAAUAACCCUACUGGUGUACACAACAAUCGAAAAAUUGAGAAAUCUCCCUGGAAAAAUUCUAAUUUGCUUAGUGAGCAGCCUUCUCUUCGCCUACCUUGGAAUCGCUUUAGGUCAAUUGCUGCCUACUUCAAACAAUGACAUUUGCUUUAUGUCUGUAAUGAAAUUUUCUGGGCGUAACAAUGGCAUGUGUGCAUUUACCAAAUUUUCCAAUCCUAAACAGAAAAUUGAGAAUAUCUUUGCUUUUAUUUCCUGA
Molecule: messenger RNA, 1613 nt
Organism: Drosophila hydei
Lineage: Eukaryota; Metazoa; Arthropoda; Insecta; Diptera; Drosophilidae
Exons: 4
Coding region: 156-1613 (485 amino acids)
Molecular function (GO): G protein-coupled receptor activity
Source: RefSeq, a predicted model, not a curated record